Molecule: messenger RNA, 2190 nt
Organism: Fomitopsis serialis
Lineage: Eukaryota; Fungi; Basidiomycota; Agaricomycetes; Polyporales; Fomitopsidaceae
Exons: 9
Coding region: 1-2190 (729 amino acids)
Source: RefSeq, a predicted model, not a curated record
AUGCGCCCCUCGCUGCCCAAAUCCGCUCCGUCUUCCUCCGUCUCGCGCAUGAACUACGCCUACGUGGACGUGCCUCCAUCUCCUUACAAGACGACGCGCCAGAGCCUGGGCGACGCUUCUUUGUCAAGCAGUAAGGAGAACACGCCUUUGCGGCCCAGCCGCCGCAGCGAUGCUAUCAGCACUGAGAGCGAACAAGUUUCUACCACAGCGCAAGGAAACGGAAGCUAUCCGACGCGUCUGGGAAGAUUUCAGAACAUCCGACGCGUGCUGAGCACGACAUUAAGAAGCCGCGGCUGUCGGGAUCUUCUGCUCCCAGAGCUGAUGAAGGGCACCAAGUCGCGCGCAGUGUCAAGGCAUCUGCAGCUGUGGAUGAACCUGUCAUCUACUGUCAUCAGUGCAACCAGAAACGUGUCUUGUCAGACGGCAUUCAAUGUACAAAAAGUCUUCAUCCUCCCAUACAAUGAAGACAUGGACGAGAUCAAGGCACGCGGUGUACCCACACUCUCGAAGAAGGACCGUGAAAAACAUAUUCUGAAGGAUGGUUAUUACUAUGAGGAUAUCUGCAACUGCAGAAUGUGCCGGAAGGCAAAAGGCCUCGAACCGACAGGUAAAUUCUUCCCCGACCAAGCUGUACAACCAAAGCGGCCUGCGCCUACUAAGGCAGACGGUGCGACGACCGUACCCGCCAAGGCGACGGCGAAGGGCUCCACAGGCACGUCUGCUUCGCGUCCCAAAGCAAAGGACAUGAAGAAGAGUGUUGCUUCUUCUGUCCCUGCGGAGUCAAAAAAGAAAGCGACAAAGACCACGCAGGUCGCCCAGAAGGAUGGCGUACCCGCACGGAAACCUCAGACCGCCCUCGACCUGCCUGCGGCAGAAGCACGUAUCUACAUCCGCGAAUUCGUGCAACGGUUCUCCCCCGUCCUUAACAUCGCCAAGACUCACCUCGACGAGCUAGAAGAGGUCACGGGCACUACAGGGGAGCAUGGCGCCCGUGUCGGCGAUACCGAAGACGAAGUCGAGGGAUGGCGCAGACAACGACGCGAUCGCAGAGUGGUCAAAGGGCCGAUCGGCGACGUCCGCGCGUCUGGUGCGAAUCUGAACAAGAUCUGGCUGGCCCUCGCGGCGCUGCGCGACGGGCUGCGAAAGGUCCCGUCUUCCCCAUUCCAGUACCCGGACCCCUCCCUCCACCCGCUAACGUCGUCUAUCGUACCACGCGCGGCACGCACCAAACGGACAACGACGUCUACGUCGGCAACUCUGCCCAGCUCGUCCCUGUCAUCGCGUCGCUCGUCGAGAGAAGACCCUCAACAAGACGUCCGCGAGGAGAUCAACAGGCAGAAGGCGCUGUAUGACGAGCUCAAGGCCAAGUCCAAGGAGAAGGGCCCGACCAAGGCCGAGCGGGAAGAGCACAAACAGGCGCUGCAGAACAUUGAGCACGCGCACCGCCUCGCGUCUUCGAGCCAUAUCCUCCGUUACGCGUCCCUGGGACAAGACCACGAGGGCAGGGUGUACUACCUCUUGACGCCUUCUGAGGCUGAGCGGGAGGCUGCGCUGCACCUCGUCGCUGGCAAGAACGCUAAAGUCAAGAUCAACCGCAGGAGAGGCGGCCUCACCGAGGAAGACCGGCAAGCGAUGCGCCGGUGGUCGUGGAUCGUCGCCGUAUGGGGCAGACUCCCCGAGGGUGCGGCGAAGAACGAAACUGAAGACUCCGAGGACGAGGACGACGGCAGCGAGGAACGCUGGUGGGGAUUCUACGACCCGCAGGAGAUCCAGAAGAUGGCCGAGUGGAUCGCGAUGAAGUGCGAGCUGGGCGACGUGAAGCCAAAGCGUCGUGGUCAGUCCGGUGAAGCAUCGAAAGCAGACGCGGACGGCGAUAUGCUCGAGCGGACCGCGUUCGGGAGUAGCCCGGCUACCUCCCGUGCGCCGUCGCCGAUGUCUGACCUUUCGUCGGACGAGGAUGAGGGUGAUGGCGACGAUGAAGAUGAUCUCAGUGCUUAUAUGCGCGUCGACUCCCAAGGUAGACCGGUGCCUACGAGGAAGCAGUUGCGGGAGCUGGUGAAUGGUCUGCGAGAGUAUGCAGACUUGCUGCAGUGGCGAAUUCGUCGCAUCAGCGGGGAACCCGCAGGAACGGCCGGAGAGAAGGCUGUCGCUGUUAAUGGCAGCAUCCCUGCUAAGAAGUUCUACCAAUAA